CCGCCGGCCGCCGCAGUGGUCGGGCGCGUGUGCGCGGCGCCGAGUUCCGCCGUGCCCCCGCCCCGCCCGGCCCCGGCCACUCCGGCCUCGCUGCCUCUCCUCGCCAGCCCCCGCCGCCAGCCCCCCACCGCCAUGGCCGACGAACUCGACUUCACCACGGGCGAUGCCGGCGCCUCCUUCACGUACCCCAUGCAGUGCUCGGCGCUGCGGAAGAACGGCUUCGUGGUGCUCAAGGGCCGCCCCUGCAAGAUCGUGGAGAUGUCCACCUCGAAGACGGGCAAGCACGGCCACGCCAAGGUCCACCUGGUUGGUAUCGACAUCUUCACUGGUAAAAAAUACGAAGAUAUUUGCCCAUCAACUCAUAACAUGGAUGUUCCAAAUAUCAAGAGGAAUGACUACCAGCUGAUAGGUAUUCAGGAUGGGUAUCUCUCCCUGCUGACAGAAAGUGGUGAAGUUCGUGAGGAUCUAAAGUUGCCAGAAGGGGAUCUUGGCAAGGAAAUAGAAGUGAAAUUCAAUGCCAAUGAAGAUGUGCAGAUAUCCGUCAUAAGUGCAAUGAAUGAAGAAUGUGCUGUAGCCAUAAAGCCUUGCAAGUAAAGAAGAUCACCAGGCUCGGGCAACCGCUCAGGUCUGGACAAACCACAGAUCUAUAAAUUUGGUUCUUAUUGUCACCAAAGCUCUGGCCUUCACAAGCAACCUCAUUUCUUUUUUGAAUUGUUAAAAAGCAGUGCUGGAUUCUGGAUUAAUGUUGCAGGCUAACUGGCAGUUUUCAAAAUCACUGAGAUUUUAAUUCCUUAAUUGUAACUAUUUUAACAUUCCUGUGGGUUUCAGCUAUGGAUCUGAGAAACCAAUCAGGUGUUACUAGUGGAUAUAUUUUUAUUUGCUUGAGCAAAACAGUGUUUGUCUGUAUGAACAGACAAAAUACAGUAUUCAGGGGCUUUUAGAUAAGCUGGUAGAUAUCUAGGGUUAUAAAGUGACCUAGAGCACAAAUAGUAUUUUUCUUGACAUGUUUAGGUAGAACUGACAAUUAAAGUAGCUUUUUGUUUGGUUUGGGGUUUUUUUUUUUUUUUUUUUUUGGUUUGUUUGUUUUUUUAAAGCUUAAGUAUUUUGUGGAUUGGGACUCUUGCAGAACUGUAGGUGCCAAUCACAACUUUUAGACCAAGAAACUCAAGUGAUCAAAAAUGCCAGCUGGCUUGACCAAGCCCCAGUGGCCAUGUGCAACUUAACUGUAUUACCUCUGUAUUCUUCUUUGCCAACUCGUUGGCUUAUUGUAACGAUAAAAUGGUGUCAAAGCCUACCUGUGGUUUAGGCAGGCAGUUGGAAUAUUGGGUAGAUAAGACAUAGAUAGGUCAAGGGGACACAAAGGUGAGAAUGGAUGUUAAAGCUAUAGACUUUCACUCGAGGCCUUUGUCAGACUUGAAAAAUAAAAUAGAAAAAUGCAGUUCAAUUUCUUUCCUUUAUUGUAUUUAUCUUAAACUAUAAAAGGGUGACAAACUCCAUGGGAAUCUGUUGCAGUGCUUCCAGCUUUAGGUUUUAAUCUUCAGGUUCAGACCAUACUUUUGUAGCACAGGGACAUGUCUUUUUUUCACCAAGUGGGACAAACUGUAGCAUUGAGCCUAAACUAAAUGUAUGCCAUCCUUUUUAAACCAGUAAAACUAUUCUAUGUUCAACGUGUAAACUUGACAGGUGAUACUGAACGACUGUGGCUUAACUAUAAAAGAAACUGCUACAUAGUUCUGAAAGCUCCUCUGCAGGGCAGUUCUGAGUCACUGAAACACACAUGCAUGCCUCUAUUUAGUAGCUUAACAGACAAACACAAGGCUUCACAGCAAUAGUUAGGGAAGGGUAACUGGCCCACUCCUGUUUAAGGCAUUCAACUUGAAUUCUCUUCAUGAGUGGGAAGCUUCCUUAGUCCGUGGCUCAGACCUCUCUUCAGACCUCUCUUCACAGUUGAUAAAUAGUUUCAUGAACUUGCCUUAAGCUUCAGUGGCUGUUGGCUAAUGGAGGACAACUCGUAAACGUGUGGCAUGCUGCCCUGGACAGCACGCACAACUCGCGCUCUGUUGGCAGCGAAAGUCACGCUGCUAUUAACUGCUUAAAAUGUUCUGCAGCUUAGUAGUAAGUACUCUUUAAUCCCCAAAGGGCUCAUGGCAGAACUGCCCUUCUGCAUACCAUGGCAGGGCAGAUCUGGGAGGUCUAAUGUAGAUGGCAAAACCAUGCAUUUUUCCACAGACUUCUCAUGACAGCGAGAGCAGUACAGUGAAGGUAAAGACAGCAAUAAACAUACUCUGGUAAUAAAGCACAGUUACCUGAGACACCUGGCAGAAGUAGGAUACUGCCACAUGCUCUUGCUGAGCACAAUACACAUCACAGGUGAACUCUGUAAAUAGCACCUUGACUGAAAUGGCAAAACUGCUUUUAAAAGGAAAAGAUGUAGAGAGACUGAAUGUGUUCAGAACAGCGUUGAAUGUCCACGCUGAGUAGUUCAGGCUAGUCUGCACUAUACUCCUUUUUGCCUCUCUGUUGAACUGGUACCUGGAAGACAGGCUUUGGUGGACUGGGAGGUGACUGAAACCACUGAUGAUGAUCUUGACAGCAAGCUGAGCUGUGUGAUGUCAGAUGGGAAGUCAUAGGUUGCUAUGUCAAACUAAUAUAAGUCCUAAUGUUAUCACUGCAUUACGAUACUUCUAAUAUGCUUGAAAACUGCAAGACUUGGAUUUGUCCUUCUUCUGGUAGUGCUUGUCUGUACUUUCAGGUGGCUGGCUGUCCUCUAAAACCUUGUUGGACAACAAGUAUUUGAUGCCCCUGGCCCACAGUCCAAGCAUUUACUUCAGAGUGUAAGCUGCCUGGGACAAGGGCUGAGGUUUUUUUUUGUCCUGUUCCUGCAAGUGGGGUCCUGGUCUGACUGGAGUUUUCAGGUACUACAGCAAUCUAAAGAACAGAGGUUUUAUGACCUCUGGCUUGCUGGAAGAGCCCUCAUUGGGACAUAACAGAUGUCCUUUUAUUGUGACCUUCAGUUCUGCAAGAUUUAAAUGAUUAAGUACUUCAUUAUAGGUUUGUUCUUCUUAUACUUAGUUGUCUUUUGUGAAGCACUUCUAAUGCUAUGAAGUGCAGAGCACUGGCUCGUUGUGCAUGAAGUUUCCCAUAGUAAUACAUAAGCAUGAAGUCUUAAGCAUAAUCUCCAGGUUUCAAUAAGGUUAAAAGUUGCUUCUAAAAUAGAACAUGUAUUUGAGGCUUUUUCUUUUCCUCCAAAGUAAGAUGUUUCAGUUUGCUGUCAGAAUUGUUUGCAACAAACUUUGUGCUCAAUAGUCCACAUAGAUGUGUAUUUUUAAGAUCCCUAAUCAAAUGCUUAGGGAAAAUUCUCCUUACAUGGCUUUACUUUAGAAGAAAUCUUACCAGUAUGCUUGUUCUGUGGUGUUGUCUUAACACUUAAAUCGUGUCAACCCCCCCCCCAAAAAAAAAAUAUACAAUUCUAAUAGCUGGUGGCAACUGCUUAGCAUAAAGGCUGUGAAAAUGAGGUGAAGAAAAGUAUUUCCACUCCAAACAAUGCAUGUUUUUAUGGCUCCAAUUCAUUGAGUUUUCUCUCACUACGUCAGAGCAUCGGAAAGACUGCAGUGUUUCCUGCCUCAAGCGUUGGCAAAUAAUACUUUAAGAUUUCAAUAGAUCCUUCUAAUUUUUUGCUUCUAAUGGUGUUUUUUCAACUAGGCUCUUGCUAGUUGAGCCAUGUUCUCAGGGCUGUUUUUUUUAAGAAGCUAGCUGAAUUUCAUUGUUUCAAGGUAACUGCUUUCAAGCCUCUUGGCAGGUUUUUCUAAUCCACCACGUACCCAGAAAUGGUGCACAGACUGUAGUUUAACAAUACAGGUAAAUUUUACAUCAGCUGUAAAGAAGUCAAAUUUGUUGACAGCUCGAACUCUUAUGGUUACUGCAGGUCAGUCUCACAGAAUUCAAAAUUCAAUAAACCACACUUUUUUUUCUUUCCCUUUUAUUCCCUCCCUCCUUCCUUUCCCUUAUUUUUUUUUCUUCCCCUUUUUUUUCUUCCUUUUUUUUUUUUUUUUGAGUAAUUUAGAAUGUAGUUUGUUACAGUAGAACUAAACUUCAGAGAAAAAAACAAACCUUCUUAAGGAUAUUUUGAGUAUCUUGCUUAUACACUAAGAAUGUUUGGAAGGCAUAGAUCCUGGAGUUGUGGUUGUGGGAGUGUGGGGGGGGAGCAUUCAGCAUGGUACACCAAGAUGGUCAGGAGUCUCUCCAGCAUCUGUGGUCUGGCUCUACACUGUUUGGCAUCUGAAGAGUAACUUGUGAACUGCAAAGGGAGUGUGAACUGUGUGUUGCUGUAUCGCAGAAACCCCUAUGUCCUGUGCUGUAUAUUGUAAGCGUUAACUGUUGUUCGGAGCAGCUUUCAAAAUGGGGGCGGGGGGCGGGGGGAGAAGAGGAUGCUGGAAGAAGAACGAUGGCAAAGUCUCCUUUUUACUGAUCCUAGCGAAACCUAAACCCUGUCAAUUAUGUGAACCUCGUGGUUCGAAUUUGUGCCUGUUUUGGAAGCUGUGUUUUCGGCGCCACGCAAUGAUUGGGGGUGGGUGGGGGGAAGAUUUAUGUCUUAUGUGUUGUUUUGCUCCAGGAAUUACAAUAAAGCUGUCAGUGCUCUGGGGAGCUGGGUGCUGGUUAUGAUGAUAGGGACUGUAAUCCAACCACUGGUGCUUUGGUGACAUGGAAUGGAUCUGUGGGCUCCAGCUCUGACGUUUUGGGUUGCUGUGAGGACAGCCUCUUGUCCAGGCAGUCGGUUCCCUUGCUGUUAGCCAGCACCCUCAGCUUCCCGGAGGAGAAACACGUCACCGCCGGCGCGGCCUGUUAUUUGUACGAGAAACGCUUGCGUUCCUGUCCGACAGAAAUAAAACUCAAUAAAGGGUGACUCGUCCAUGCUA
This is a messenger RNA of Pogoniulus pusillus (Red-fronted tinkerbird), 4916 nucleotides long. RefSeq names its product eukaryotic translation initiation factor 5A2 (gene EIF5A2). Gene Ontology annotation, molecular function: ribosome binding; translation elongation factor activity; RNA binding. The record is from RefSeq and is a predicted model, not a curated record. Lineage: Eukaryota; Metazoa; Chordata; Aves; Piciformes; Lybiidae. The transcript has 5 exons. Gene Ontology annotation, biological process: positive regulation of translational elongation; positive regulation of translational termination; translational elongation. Bases 133 to 594 code for a protein of 153 amino acids.